UAUAAGAAGUGCAUCCUGAAGUUACAAGUUUGAGUACCUACAUUGACAAACAAUUCGAACAUCACCGAGAUUACAACACCUUGGAGAUCGGCCCAGAUCCUAUCAUCCGCCAACUUCCAGGAUCAAAUCAACCGGAACCGGCCCAGAACUCACUCAAAGAAAGCCCCAUCAUCUUCCGCCCGUUUUGCCUUGCCUCCACCCCUUCCGCAUGACGGAAUAUCGGGUGCGUUCCUGUUGAAGAAGGGAAAAAAGAAAAAGACGAUAAAGAGACCCGUACCCGCACCCGCCUUCCAAACCCCCUGGACCACCGAACUUUGCCCGCAGAACCCCCAAGCUAGCACCUAAUUUCUGCCAUCUUCCACACACGCGCGCGCGGGGAUCGGCCUUUUCAAUUGAACGACAACCCCUCCCCCUCACCCCUCCGUCCCGUCCGUCCACCACCACCACCACCACCACCGCCAACUCCAACACCACACCGUCACGAGCGAAACCUCAGCCUCGACCGCAACCUCAACUACCACCGCCACAACCACCACCACCUCUUGCGCACUCUCGCCUCUUCCUCUUCGCACCUCCCACAACGACCCCAUUCCGCACCGCCCUCUCCAUACACCAGCCGCAGCAAUGCCUUCCUCAACAAUAGACGAGUCAAAGUUCGACUCCAUUCCGGACGCCAUUGAGGCAUUCCGCAACGGAGAAUUCCUCGUCGUCCUAGACGACCCCUCCCGCGAAAACGAAGCAGACCUCAUCAUCGCAGCCGAGUCCCUCACCACAGCCCAAAUGGGCUUCAUGAUCCGCCACUCCUCAGGCUACGUCUGCGCGCCCCUCGCCCCCUCCCUGCUCCAGACCCUCAACCUCCCGCCCAUGGUCUCCGCAAACGAGGACCCCCGCGGCACAGCCUACGCCGUCUCCGUCGACGCCGCCGAUCCCCUCGUGACCACCGGCAUCUCCGCCCACGACCGCGCCCUCACCUGCCGCGUCCUCGCCGACCCGGCCUCGGGCCCCCGAGACCUCCGCAGACCGGGCCACGUCCUGCCGCUGCGCGCGCGCGAGGGCGGCGUGCGCGAGCGGAGGGGCCACACCGAGGCCGCGGUCGACUUCUGCAGGCUGGCGGGCAAGAAGGAGGCGGCGGCGAUUUGCGAGAUCGUCGACGACGGCGUCCCUGUCGAGGGGCAGGCCGUGCACGAGGAGCCUGGUAUGCUGAGGGGCGAGCAGUGCAUCGAGUUCGCGAGGCGGUUCGGGCUCAAGGUGUGCACUAUCGAGGCCCUGGUCAAUUAUCUCGAGAAGACGGAGGGUAAGCUGGCCGUCAACGGGUCGUCGUAAGUCGGCAUGCCAAUUGUCCGAUUUUUUCGUAGUCGGGUUCCGGGUCUGGGUGGACCGCGGCUUGAUGGCAGGUUCAAGUCACGUCUACUCGAUUGUUAGGUUCGAAUCGUUCCGAUCAGCUAGAGGGUUGAGCAAAGGCGAGAGGGCCACCUUCGCAAGGGGGAAGAAGAAUUUGCGGAGAACCGAGGCCAUACCCGCUUAGGAGAAGGCCAGAAAACCACCACUUUGAUGUUGCAAGAAAGGAUAUCCUGAGCCAUUGGGCCGGUGCGGCUAGUCACGGGGCAGUCGCACCGAGAAGAGAGGGAACGAGGAAGCGAGCAAGAUGGACAUUGCAUAGUGCGGUAUGUAUAUACAUUGGUAUAUCUUUGGACAUGGCGGGUUACUAUAAAAGACAAAUGGCUCAACACCACAAAACAACAUGGGCGCUGUACGGGUGCUCCGAAUUCUACUCCUCUUAUCUGCGUCACAUCUCAGUGGUACUGAAAUCUCAUACGCGGCGUCUAGUCGCAGCUGUCAAGUCCCAACCCAACGUUGGCAUUGCCUGCUUGCUUUCAGUUCAAAGCGAUGUACCAAAACUCAAUGGAGACCUCCCUGGGGACUGAGAGAUAAAAGGACGGGAUGGGUGGUAUCUCUACCGUCCUUAGAUCACGAAAGAUCAUCACUCGCGUAUCGCGCAAAGCUCCUCCCGAGCUGGUACACCGCCACAUAAACAAAAGAAAACCACACCAAUAACCUAUCUCACUGCGUCGCGUACGGAUCCUGAGACAUGAUCCCUUUGCAGCACAUAAAAACCCACCCUUCGCACUACACCUUGACAAACGGGCUGAACCCCUCCGCUGAAGU
Colletotrichum scovillei is the source of this 2166-nucleotide messenger RNA. RefSeq names its product 3,4-dihydroxy-2-butanone 4-phosphate synthase. The transcript has 2 exons. Bases 625 to 1323 code for a protein of 232 amino acids. Gene Ontology annotation, molecular function: 3,4-dihydroxy-2-butanone-4-phosphate synthase activity. The record is from RefSeq and is a predicted model, not a curated record. Gene Ontology annotation, biological process: riboflavin biosynthetic process; aerobic respiration. Lineage: Eukaryota; Fungi; Ascomycota; Sordariomycetes; Glomerellales; Glomerellaceae. Gene Ontology annotation, cellular component: cytosol; mitochondrial intermembrane space.